Messenger RNA from Electrophorus electricus (electric eel), 2282 nucleotides. RefSeq lists its product as uncharacterized. Lineage: Eukaryota; Metazoa; Chordata; Actinopteri; Gymnotiformes; Gymnotidae. The record is from RefSeq and is a predicted model, not a curated record.
GGCGAAUGAACCGAGCCUAAUAUAUUAGUUAAUGAUAUGAAGUUGGGCAUAUGAAAGAACGGAGAUGGUGGUCCUGAGCCGGAUGUCCAAUAAGGAGGAGUCUGUUGGGGUUAUUUGGCAACCUAUGUGUAAAAACACGCGCGCACGGCCCUAUAUACACAAAAAAUAUAUUAUGGCACUGGAAACGUGUAUUGCUUUUUUAUUAGCAGAUGAGUUAGACGCUGAUGAAUACAUACAUGUAAAAGCUAAAGUACCCUUCAAAGCACGGAAAAUCAGAGAUCAUGGCAAAAACAACUACUUUAGUGACAUCGUGCCAAGUAUGUCUGCCAGGGAUUUUCAGAACUACUUCCAGCUCACGCCGACCCAAGUUGAGGAGCUGGUACGGCUGCUGCCGUCUUGUGAUUGGGCUGGCAGUACGCUGGAAGGAUGGACCAUGAUGCAUGCAGUACUGUCUAGUCUGUGGACACUGUCUACUUUGGAGUCUCAUGCUAGCAUAGCUGCCCGCUUCCAAACCAGCGAGUCCCUCAUUCACCAACAGCUGCAGGAAUUCUGUGCCCUUGUCACGGCAAACUUUUCUGAUAAGGUCCACUGGCCGAAGUGGAAGGAUGCUGAAGCCUCAGUGGCCGGAUUUUCUGCCGCUGUUGGGUUGCCGGGUACUGUGUGUGCAGUGGGUUACUGCCUGAUUCCCAUUGAGAGGCCCAUGGACGUGCCUGACUCAGAGGCAUAUCGAGUCUCUGAAAGGUCAUACUUAGUAAAUCUCAUGGCUUUCUGCAAUCACCAGGGCUGCUUUACCUACGUGUCUGCCAAGCAUCCAGGAAACUGGCAUAACUCCAGGGUCCUGCUCGACACAGAGGUGGGAAGGGCCCUACAGCAGGACCCAGUCAGCCUGCUUCGCGGGAAACACAUCAUAGGUGACUCCACUUUUCCACUUUCGGAGCACCUUCUCACACCAUUCCCAGACCAUGGAACUCUCGGUGAGAAGAAGCGGCGUUAUAAUUUAAAAGUGCAGGCCGCCCUUCAGGUGGUGCGUGGCUCCCUCCAUAGCCUGAGGUGUAGGUUCCAGCGGCUGAAGUUAUUGCAAAUGAAUUCCGUAGCCCAAACCAGCCUGGCUGUACACACGUGCUGUAUCUUGUAUAACAUGUAUUUGGAGACCAAUAAUGCUGCAUCCCUUGAGUGUAUGGAAGAGGAUUUCAUCACCCAGAUGCCUUUUCACGAGCUACCUACUGGACACUCGGGUAGUCUGGGUGGAAUAUCCAAAAGGCAGGAUGUUGCAGCAUCCCUUGGGCGAAAGCCUAAAAAAGAUGGAGGAUUGAAGCAUGAACAACUACAACAGCUUGGAAAAUAUUGGUAAAUUUAGUACAAAGUCACUUCUUUUGUGACUUGUGUUUGGCCUUAAACUGGUGGACUUUUUAUUAUGAAUGUAAUGUAUACUUUUACUACUAUACACUGCCCUCUACAGGGCAUUCUUGAUUUUACAGUGUUUCACCUUUUCUUUCACCUUUACAUGAUAUCUAGCAGAAACUUUUAAAUAAACAUUAACUAGUGAAAUAAUAACCGUAAAAGGCCAUAUUUGGAAUAUUAUGAUUAAAUUGAAGAAUUUUCCUAAUGAGAUUAACCUGCCUUACUACUUACACAAUAUUACUCGUAUUUAUGGUGAUUUUAGACACAUUUUAAGUGAUCUUACCAAGGGAAUGCUACACUGGCAGAUAGUUUUGCUUUUUGUCUAUUUUAAGAUAAUUGGUUUUACAUUGUAGUCUUUACUGGUCAUUAAUUUCAUUCAAGAUUGUUUUCAUUAUGAAAAAAAAAGGGGAAAAAAAACCAAAGGACAAAAAUGUAGAUGACCUCUUUGUCACUAAAGAACUACAGUGAAUGAUAAAUACAUUAUUUCCCUUCAGUGGCAAAAUAUAGAAGUGUAGGUCAUGACCUUUGGGAGACUCUCCUUCACUAUACUCCAUAUGAAAAUACAUGGUGGAUUUAAAACAUGCCCAAGCUACAUUGCAUGCAACAAGUCAUAUACAUUAUUAAUAAAGGGUAACAUGCAUGUUCCAGGCUGAGGCAAUGGAAUAAACCAAAAAUAUAGUGUGCAUUAAAUACUUUAGAAAAUAAUAUAGUUGGUUCACUACAACAUUUAAGAUGUUUUAGGCUUCAUCCAAGUCAUCAACUCCUUUUACUGAAAAACUAGGUACACUACUGUUGGCCAUCUUUUUUAAAUGGUUAUGUUUGAGAGCCUUAGUGUGAUCACUCUUAAAUUUUAGCUUUGUAGUGUUCAAGAAAAAACUCUU